GUGGAUUUAUACGUUAUUGAAGGAAACAAAUAAAAAAAAUAAAAACCGGAACCUUGAAGGUAGCGUUUGUGUUAUUUUAGGAUCGAGGGAAGAUAAUCAAACAACAGUUGGUAACCUUGGUAUAGUGAGCUAUGGCUAUGGCGAACGGUUUCACUCCCGUCAGCAAUGGAGUACCCGAUGAAGAAUCGAUUACGGCGCCGCUCCUCCACCUCCGCCGCUCCACCUCCAACAACACCUCUCAGAUUGCUAUCGUCGGAUCCAAUCCUUGCCCUAUCGAAAGUCUUGACUACGAGAUCAUGGAGAAUGAUGUCUUCAAGCAAGAUUGGAGAAGCAGAACCAUUGAGAACAUUGCUGGUAUCAAGUUUGUAGUCACCUCCAACAGGAUGCUGGAAAACAAGUAUGCAGAAGCAUAUCUCAUAUUUGCAGCUGCAAAUUUAGGUCUUACUUUGUUUGCUGUUACAAUAACAGCUUUUAUAGCACCAGAAACUGCUGGAUCAGGUAUCCCUGAAGUUAAGGCUUACUUAAAUGGUGUUGAUGCUCCUGCCAUAUUCUCAUUUAGAACAUUACUAGUAAAGAUUGUUGGAAGCAUAGCUGCUGUGUCAUCAUCUCUUAAUGUUGGGAAGGCGGGGCCCAUGGUACACACGGGUGCAUGCAUUGCAGCUUUAACAUGUCAGGGUGGAUCAAAGAAAUAUUGGUUGACAUGGAGAUGGUUUAGAUUUUUUAAUAAUGAUAGAGACAAACGUGAUCUUGUAACUUGUGGAUCAGCUGCUGGAAUUGCUGCUGCUUUUCGUGCCCCUGUUGGUGGUGUACUUUUCGCUCUUGAAGAAAUGGCAUCUUGGUGGAGAAGUGCUCUUUUAUGGAGAGCUUUUUUCGCAACUGCAAUCGUUGCAAUUUUGCUUCGUGGUUUGACCGAUUUAUGCUUGAGUGGAAAAUGUGGACUUUUUGGCACUGGAGGUUUAAUAAUAUAUGAUGUCACCUCAGCAAAUAUAUCCUAUCACUUAAGAGACGUUCCUCCUGUUCUUCUUCUUGGAGUCAUCGGUGGCAUUGCAGGAAGUAUAUACAAUUGUCUUUUGGGUAAAGUUCUCCGACUUUACAAUCUAAUCAACGAAAAAGGCACGAUUUACAAAAUCCUCCUCGCAUGCACAGUCUCUAUUGUAACCUCCUGCCUCUUAUUCGGCCUCCCAUGGAUCGCCCCCUGCCACCCAUGUCCACCUGGCGCAACCGAACCCUGCCCCACCAUCGGCCGCUCGGGCAACUACAAAAAAUUCCAAUGUCCACCUGGCCACUACAACGAGCUCGCAAGCCUCUUCUUCAACACAAACGACGACGCCAUCAAAAACCUUUUUAGCAAAGACACAGACACCGAAUUCCACCCUUUAUCAAUCCUCAUCUUCUUCAUCACAUGUUUUUUCCUCAGUAUCUUCAGCUACGGAAUCGUGGCCCCCGUCGGCCUCUUCAUUCCCGUUAUAGUAACCGGCGCGUCUUACGGUCGGUUAGUCGGGCUACUCAUCGGGUCCACCUCAAAUCUCAACCACGGCUUGUUUGCAGUGUUGGGCGCCGCUUCACUCCUCGGAGGGACCAUGAGAAUGACAGUGUCAUUAUGCGUUAUACUUCUCGAACUCACAAAUAACUUACUAUUACUCCCACUUAUCAUGCUUGUUCUUCUCAUUUCAAAAACGGUAGCCGACGCGUUCAAUGGAAACGUAUACGACCAAAUCAUGAGCUUCAAAGGCUUUCCGUAUUUAGAAACUCACGCGGAGCCCUACAUGCGACAGUUAACGGUUAGCGACGUGGUAGCGGGCCCGCUUCGCGUGUUCAACGGGAUCGAGCUCGUGGGGAAUAUUGUCCAUGUGUUAAGGACGACCGGGCAUAACGGGUUCCCGGUUGUGGACGAGCCGCCGUAUUCCGACGCCCCGGUUUUAUACGGUUUGAUUUUGCGGUCACAUGUUAUUACUUUGUUGAAGAAGAAAUGUUUUUUGGAGAGUCCAAGGUUGGAUGUGGAUGCGGUUGAUCGGUUUUCGGCUAGUGAUUUUGCAAAACAAGGGUUGGGGAAUCAGGAUAAGAUUGAGGAGAUUGAGUUGAGUGAAGAGGAGAUGGAAAUGUAUGUUGAUUUGCAUCCUUUUACAAAUGCUUCGCCUUAUACGGUUGUGGAGACUAUGUCGUUGGCUAAAGCGCUUACGCUUUUUAGAGGUGUUGGUUUGAGACACUUGCUUGUGGUUCCCAAGACUUCGGAGAGACUUCCGGUAGUUGGAAUAUUAACAAGACAUGAUUUCAUGCCACAACAUAUACUUGGUUUACACCCAAUGUUGGAAAGAAGUAAAUGGAAAAGAUUAAGAUUCAAGUUCCCGCUUUGGAACAAAAUCUUUUAAAGUCAAAUUAAACAUUUCAUCUCAUAUCUCAUAUCUGUAACAAAGCUUCCUUACAGUUUUCCUAGCCAUUGAAUCGGGUAACUCCAUGACUCCUUCAAUCUAGUAUAGUAUAUAUGAGAACUUGUUUUUUUUUUUUUUUUUUCAACG
Lactuca virosa is the source of this 2516-nucleotide messenger RNA. NCBI's taxonomy places the organism in Eukaryota, Viridiplantae, Streptophyta, Magnoliopsida, Asterales, Asteraceae. The record is from the annotation of a GenBank genome assembly.